This is a messenger RNA of Aureobasidium vineae, 645 nucleotides long. NCBI's taxonomy places the organism in Eukaryota, Fungi, Ascomycota, Dothideomycetes, Dothideales, Saccotheciaceae. The record is from the annotation of a GenBank genome assembly.
AUGAGCGACAAGGAAAUUAAGGAAGGAGACCAGGUCUCGUGGCAAUGGUCUGGCAGCCGUCCUGGAGGCAAAGUCGCCGAGAUUGCCAAGGAAGGUGAACUCUCAAUCGAGACCAAGAAUGGCAACACAGUCAAGAAGAAUGCCGACCCCGAAGACCCUGCCGUAAAGAUCUCUCGCUCCGGCAACGAUGUCGUCAAACGAGCUCAUGAGCUUGAUGUCGACAAGGCUGGCGACAAGCACAAGGAAGACCAGGGCGAGGAGAAGACGGUGACCAAGGACGACAAGAAGGACGACAAUGAGUCCAAGGAGAAGGAUGACGACAAGAAGGAAGAGGCAGACGAAGAGAAGAAAGAGAACAGAGAAGAGGACAAGAAGGAGUCAAAGAAGUCGGAUGAGAAGAAGGAGGAUGGCGAAGCCAAGACUGGCGACAAGCGCGAGGCCAAGGACGACGAGGAAGAGGACGAGGAGCCAUCGAAGAAGCAGCAGAAGACGGACGAGGCUGGCGAGGAGAAUGGCGACAAGAAGAAGCGCGGCAGGCCCGCCAAGAACGGAAACGAGGCAUCAUCAUCGUCCAAGCCCAAGAAGGAGCCAAAGAAGGCAGCGACCGAGUCGGGAGAGCCCAGACGCUCGAGCAGACUCAAGUAG